Molecule: messenger RNA, 1658 nt
Organism: Osmia lignaria (orchard mason bee)
Lineage: Eukaryota; Metazoa; Arthropoda; Insecta; Hymenoptera; Megachilidae
Gene: Alg13
Product: Alg13 UDP-N-acetylglucosaminyltransferase subunit
Biological process (GO): dolichol-linked oligosaccharide biosynthetic process
Molecular function (GO): hexosyltransferase activity
Source: RefSeq, a predicted model, not a curated record
CAAAGGGCGUCAUUGGCGUAGCGGGGUCCCUGAAACUCCUGAAUGAAAUCAGGUCCGUGUGAAGAGGGCAUAACCAGUAUAAUAAUCGUCCUCUAAUUUCUUCCGGAGUUUAUUUAAUUUACUUUAUUUAUUUUUUCCGCCUAUUAACAAACCCAUCACAGAGGAAUCUAAACCUCUUCUAAGGCUCGGCGGACCUUUUGUUUAUUAUUUUAUCCUUCCUUAUGACAGUGACUUUGUAGUCAGUGCUUCUACUAUCUGUAAUCACUGAGCAAAGGUUGUCACUGCGCUAUUUAUUGCAUGAAAAUUAUUAAUUUCUAUUAUAAUUAAUCAUAUUUAUCAUGUCAGUAACAAAGAAAAAAGUGUUUGUUACUGUAGGUACUACAAAAUUUGAUGAAUUAAUCAGAACAGCACUCAGUUCAGAAGUCUUAGAAGCAUUGUCAUCAAGAGGAUAUAAUGAAAUGAUUUUACAAAUUGGCAAAACUUUAUUUGUGCCUGAUCGUACACCAUGUUGUGGUUUUUUAAACAUAGAAUACUUCAACUUAAGUGUAAACAUUAAUGAUUAUGUAGAAAAUGCAGAUCUUAUUAUAAGUCAUGCAGGGGCUGGAAGCAUACUUGAUGCAUUAGAAAAUAGAAAGAAUUUAAUUGUUGUUGCAAAUGAAAAUUUGAUGGGCAACCAUCAAUUGGAAUUAGCUGAGCAACUGUAUCAAGACAAACAUUUAUAUUAUUGUACCUGUGAAACGUUAUUGAAUACUAUACAAAUAAUGGAUUUUACAAAAUUAAGACCAUUUGUUAAUGAUAAAAGUAAACGUAUCGCCAAAUUCAUAGAUAAAAUAAUGGGAUUUUCAGUGUAAGGACAUUGAAAAUUAUUUGUGUAUCUAUUAAAGUAAUGUUAAAACAAUUUCAAAAUAAAUAUAAAUUUUAUUUCUACAGAACGAAAAACUUUUGAAGGGUUAAUUGAUGUCAUUUGAUAUAUUUUAGUUUUUACAAGUUACAAUAUAAGUAUAUAACAGUUUGAGUUGUUUGUUAUAACAGAUAUAGCUUUGAUAUAAUUUACAACAAUAGUAAGAAUUACUUAAAUAACUGUUUCUUAAAAUUAUGGUGUAAUAGCAUAGAAAAAUUUAUAAUUUGCAAUUUAAAAAAAAAUGACAAAUAACAACGGCAGUUAUUGUUAAAUAUUUUUUUACAUAUUAUCUUUGGACGUUUGCUGUCGUUAAAAUAAAAGCUAUAUCGGUAAAAGUAUUUUUUGAACACUGUACAGUGUUAAAAUAAAUUCAGUCCUUCAAAAAAUCUUCUUGUUACUUUAUAAGUUUAAUAUCUUUAGGAAUGAAGUAGACAGGCAACUUCGUACGACGAUGAACAUAGGUAUUGCAUCAGCAAUUUAAAGAAUUCACACAUUUUAAUGUGUCACAUUGUAUCGCUUUUUAGAUGAUGUCAUUAUUUAUACUUUAAAUUUAUUGUACGAAGAUACAUCCACAUGAGGCAAACUACAUAUAUAUAUAGCGACAUGUGUUUUUUAAUUACACACCAAGCCAAGACGUGUCAUUUCUUUCAAGAGUUCAUUUCCCAUUUGCGCAGGACUCCUUGUAACUAUUACACCGGCCUGUAAAAAAAACAUUUUUAUAUACGAUAACAGGAAUAAAUUAAAUCAAUAAUACACG